AUGUCAGAACAGCCUCAAGUUGUGAUUACUGACCACGCCGACCGUCGACAGUCCUACACAGACGACAUGUCCACAACCUCAUCAAUGUCCUCAGUCAGCGAACAGGACCAGGCUAAGAACGACCCCACAUUGCAACCACGCCCGCGCCUGGGGAGCAGGAAAUCAAGCGGUACCAUCAUAAUACCGCGCGACAGUCCCAACAUCGAGAUGAAGGAGGAGGAAGAGGAAUACGAUGACGGUGAUGCUCGAACCAUGAGCCCACGACGAAGCAGCGAAGAGAUUGAGAAGAUGGGUCACGAUGCGAGGCAAGCGCUGAUAGAACAAGCUAAGCAGCUGCAAGCUAGCCUCAUGGAGAUUGUCGACCGCGUAGAGGUAGUCAAAAAUGAGCAUGAGAAGCUUGAGGGUGGUAACAAGUUUCUACAAUCAUACAUUGGUGAGCUCAUGAAUACGAGCAAGCUCACCUCUGCUGGCGCGGCGAAGUCCAAGAACAAAGGCAAGGGGCGCAUCAUCAAGUAA
This is a messenger RNA of Plenodomus lingam JN3, 516 nucleotides long. RefSeq lists its product as uncharacterized. The record is from RefSeq and is a predicted model, not a curated record. Lineage: Eukaryota; Fungi; Ascomycota; Dothideomycetes; Pleosporales; Leptosphaeriaceae. Gene Ontology annotation, cellular component: trans-Golgi network.